CUGGCUCAGAAAUACGACCCCCAGUGCGAGCGGGAGCUCCGGGCGUGGAUCGAGGGCACCACGGGCCGAAGGAUCGGGGACAACUUCAUGGACGGGCUCAAGGACGGCGUCAUCCUCUGCGAGUACGGCCUGGGGGCCCUCCCUUUCCCCCCUCCCCAGGCGGGGAUGACGGCGCCGGGCACGAAGCGUCAGAUCUUCGAGCCGUCGCUGGGGAUGGAGCACUGCGACACCAUGACCAUCGGGCUGCAGAUGGGCAGCAACAAGGGCGCCUCGCAGACGGGCAUGACGGUCUACGGGCUCCCCCGCCAGGUCUACGACCCCAAGUACUGCGGCGGCCCCGAGCUCUUCGGCCACGACGGCUACGACGGCCACGACGGCCUCUACAACUCCCAGUAGCCGCCGGCGACGCCGCCGCUUCCACCCCACACGCCCCCCACCCCACCCCACCCCACGCACCGCCCCACGCAGCACCGGCCGCACC
This is a messenger RNA of Neopelma chrysocephalum (saffron-crested tyrant-manakin), 481 nucleotides long. RefSeq names its product calponin-1-like. The annotation marks the transcript as partial. The transcript has 2 exons. NCBI's taxonomy places the organism in Eukaryota, Metazoa, Chordata, Aves, Passeriformes, Pipridae. The record is from RefSeq and is a predicted model, not a curated record.